AUGAAGCAGAUGAGAACCAAGCCCGGAUACCAGGUUAUUGAUGCGAAGAUCGACACCGUUGCCUUGCAGCAGCUUUUGAGUAUGAAAUACACGGAUGGGGUAUCAUACGAACCGAAGAUCGCUGUUGUCGACUUCGGCUCCGCAUUCGAGCCGAGUGUGCAAGAGAAAGAAAGGACUGCCAUCCCGCUCACCUACAUGGCACCAGAUGCGACGGCCGCCGGCCGCCUCCUGGCAAUUUUUGAGAACUGGGAGCAUUUUUGCGGACCAAUCCCGAGGCAUUACAGGCAGAUCAUAUCGCAUGCGCUCUUGGCCGACAAUGUCAACAUCGAGGCUCGCUUCCCGUCCUUUGACGACCCCAACAAACCUGCCCUGUCGAACUUGAUGGCCGACGAGGAGCUGAUCCACCCAAAUAGUGCGGGCAGUGCGUGGGGACUCAGCUCGUCCCAGCUCGAGAGAGCGAUCGACAAGCUCGGCACCGAUAACGCGAACCGGCUCAUCGGCCUUCUUUGCGCUAUCCUCAAGUGGAUGCCGGAAGAGCGACUGUCGGUUGAGCAGAUCAUCAACCACCCCUUCUUUGGCCAGUACUGA
Lasiosphaeria miniovina is the source of this 588-nucleotide messenger RNA. RefSeq lists its product as uncharacterized. NCBI's taxonomy places the organism in Eukaryota, Fungi, Ascomycota, Sordariomycetes, Sordariales, Lasiosphaeriaceae. Gene Ontology annotation, biological process: protein phosphorylation. The record is from RefSeq and is a predicted model, not a curated record. The transcript has 2 exons. The coding region runs from base 1 to 588 and encodes 195 amino acids. Gene Ontology annotation, molecular function: protein kinase activity; ATP binding.